UUAAAUUUUAGUAUCAACAUCAUAUUAGUCUCAUAAAAUAAGGUAGAGGAGAAACUUUUCUCUUUCUAUUCAAUUUAUGUAGAAUUGCAAUUACUGAUUCCUUGAAUUUUUGGUGGAUGUUGUCACUAAAAUCAGAAUUGCAUUUGUGGGAAGGUUUUAAAAAUUACUCUUUUAAAUUAUUUAAUUUCUUUAAUGCAGUUAUAGGAUUAUUAGGUUUCCUAUUUUGGGGGGGUAAUUAGGUUUAUUUAUUUAUUCAUUUAUUUAUUAUUAUUUUAUUUAACAGAGAUACUGGGGAUUGAACCGAUGAUCUCAUGCAUGCUACAACUCUAUUUCAAGGGCAGAAAUGAAGCAGCAGCCAUAUUUGUAGCUCUAACGUGUUGUCAUUUCUCUGCUGACUUAUCUCACUGAUGUGAGGCAACGGCUGUGACUACAAAUGCCACACCUUCUUUGGGAUCCUUCUUAGCUUCUCUGACUUUCAGGCCAGGUUUGUGUUUAGCUCUGGGGUGAAGGGCCCUAGCUUCUACAGUGUAUCCACACCAUCAAGGUCGAGGCAAAGAGCAGUGACACUGGUUUUAGUCUGUCCUUGAGGUCUUCAGUUCUCGACUGUGGGUUCCAGUUUAUUUUUGUUCUCUUCCAUUUUACAUCCAUCUUCUCUUCCUGAUGCCUGUCCUGUGGGCUUCAAGCUACACCAGAAGAGGCAAAGACAACAGAUGUGCAGAGACUGCUGAAUUGGCUUCUGCUGAAUCAGUAAGGUUGUCACUGUCACAAAUUCCUUAGUAUAUUGUCUCCUAGUGGCUCUGCGUCUCUAAUGGAACCUGACUCAUAUGGCCAGUAAUCCCAAUCUCUUAUUUUUCCUGUUGUUUCAGGCAAAUUUGGAGCCCAAAGUGACUGACACCAUGGGGGGAGGAAAUCAUUCAGUGGUGUCUGAGAUUGUGUUGGUGGGACUCACCAGUUCUUUGGAGAUGCAACUUGUCCUCUUCCUAGUUUUCUCUGUGUUCUAUGUAACAGGUAUUUUAGGAAACCUCCUCAUUGUGCUCACAGUGAUCUCUGACUCCCAUUUACACUUCCCCAUGUACUUCCUGCUAGCCAACCUCUCCUUUAUUGACAUGUGGGUUUCCUCCAUUACAGCUCCCAAGAUGAUUUCUGAUCUUUUCAAGGAGAGAAAAGUAAUCUCUUUCCAAGGCUGCAUUGUUCAGAUGUUCUUCAUUCAUGUUACUGGAGGAACUGAGAUGGUUCUGCUCAUCGCCAUGGCCCUUGACCGUUAUGUGGCUAUAUGUAGGCCUCUCCACUACCUGACCAUCAUGAGCUUCAGAACUUGUAUUUUACUCUUGGUUGCUGCCUGGACCAUUGGAAUCAUCCACUCACUGAUCCAACAUGUAUUUGUUGUAAACCUACCAUUCUGUGGCCCCAAUAAAGUGGACAGCUUUUAUUGCGAUCUUCCCCGAUUUAUCAAGCUUGCCUGCACAGACACUUACAGAUUGGAGCUCAUGGUCACUGCCAAUAGUGGCUUCAUCUCCCUGGGAACUUUCUUCAUUUUGAUUAUCUCCUAUGUCUUCAUCUUGGUCACUGUUUGGCAACGUUUUUCAGGUGGCUUGUCCAAGGCCCUCUCUACGCUGUCAGCUCACAUCACAGUGGUAGUCUUAUUUUUCGGUCCGUGUAUUUUUGUGUAUUCAUGGCCACUUCCUACAAUGCCAGUGGAUAAAUUCCUUGCUAUUUUCGACAUAAUUAUCACCCCAUUUCUGAACCCUGCCAUCUACACUUUUAGGAACAAAGAAAUGAAGGUGGCAGUGAGGAGGAUACUCAGUCAGGUAUUGAGUUUCAGGAAGCUGUUUUGAGUGCUUUUGAUAUCAAUAAC
Messenger RNA from Vicugna pacos (alpaca), 1855 nucleotides. RefSeq names its product olfactory receptor 4F3/4F16/4F29-like. Gene Ontology annotation, cellular component: membrane. The record is from RefSeq and is a predicted model, not a curated record. Gene Ontology annotation, molecular function: G protein-coupled receptor activity; olfactory receptor activity. Lineage: Eukaryota; Metazoa; Chordata; Mammalia; Artiodactyla; Camelidae. Gene Ontology annotation, biological process: G protein-coupled receptor signaling pathway.